Capsicum annuum is the source of this 1339-nucleotide messenger RNA. RefSeq names its product dof zinc finger protein DOF4.7. Lineage: Eukaryota; Viridiplantae; Streptophyta; Magnoliopsida; Solanales; Solanaceae. The coding region runs from base 165 to 1028 and encodes 287 amino acids. Gene Ontology annotation, biological process: regulation of DNA-templated transcription. The record is from RefSeq and is a predicted model, not a curated record. Gene Ontology annotation, molecular function: DNA binding; DNA-binding transcription factor activity. The transcript has a single exon.
AUUCUCCAUACUUUCACACCAUCAAAAAGAUAGCACUUAUUCUCUCUUUCUCUAUAAAUCUCUCUUUCAAUAUUCUUAGCUUUCCCACUUAGACAAAAGAGUAAAAAGAUCAAUCUUAUUUGCUUUUCUCUUUUGCUCUAUUCUUUCAAAAAGCAAAUUCAAAGAUGAUUCAAGAGCUCUUCGCCGGAAACACUACACUUAUAGGAGGAGAUAAUAAUAUUUCAAAGUUAUCUAAUAUUACUCCUUCCUCCUCUCCUCUUUCUUGUACUACUUCUAAUUCCAGUAUUGCCCCUGCAGCAGCUGCUGGCGCAACUGCAACAGCAAAUGCAAGUUCCCCUUCGAACGUGGAAAGCCUUAGAUGCCCACGUUGUGAUUCCCCAAACACAAAGUUUUGUUACUACAACAACUACAAUUUAACUCAGCCUCGUCAUUUCUGCAAGACUUGUCGCCGUUAUUGGACUAAAGGUGGCGCGUUACGCAACGUUCCUAUAGGUGGUGGCUGUAGAAAAAACAAGACCAUCACUACAGCUAAGUCAAGUGCCGCAAAAUUGAAAAAUUCAAUUCCAUUUGAGUUUAUUGGAAAAUCAGGCAUUUUUGGAGGGUUCGAGCAGGAAAUAAUACCUUCUAAUAAUAACCCUUUCCUAUUCUCCACACCCCAUCAAAAUCAUAAUCCUAUUCUUUCCUUACUUAGAGGAAAUCAUCAUAACCUAAACCUUGUCAAGGAUGAGCAAAAAUCAAUUGAGGUGAAUUUACAUAAUCAGUUUCCUUCCAACAGUCUUUCCAGUUUGUGGAAAAAUAACGAUACUAUAGUUGGUGAAGUUCAAAAUAGUACAGGGUUUCAAGAACUAUAUCAAAGGCUUAAAGCUUCAACAAGUAGGUGUUAUCCCGAUAUUCAUGGACCAUCAUCAUCAUCAUCGUCCUCAAUGAUUUUGGAAUCGGCGCCGGUGGCCGGAGGAGAAUUGGGUUUCUGGAGCCCUAGCUUUUCGACAUGGACGGAUCUACCCACAGCAAAUAGUGCAUAUCUCUAAGUGGCUUCUAAUUGUUCACAUGCAAUAGUAUUACUACUACUACUACUGGUUUUUGUUAUUUUUUUUUAGUACGUACUUCAUUAGGGUCAAGGGUGGGUUUCUAUAUUAAUGUGGUAUACUAGAAUAUAGUUUUGGGAUACUUGGACAUGGUGUGGGUUAGAUUUUUUUUUUUUUGGGGGGGUCUCUAUGUUUAUGUGUGAUGUGGUGUGUUUCAUCUACGAACUAUGAGGAUCAAUGUACUAAAAUCCAACAGCUAGCUUCUACCACAUACUGAUAGAAUUUAGCUUUGGUUUUUACUUUUUCCUUCGCAA